CUAACCAGUCUCAAUCUCAAAUAAAUGUAAAGAGAAUGAGCGCACUCAUACUGGAGAAUAUGUUUAUAAAUCCUUGCAGUGAACUGAAUAUUGUUUAUGUUUAUCCCACUUUAAUUCUUAAUGAUUGUUAAUAUCGUUAUCUACGAGUUAUCUCGAGUUAUGUAUUUAACGCCUACUCCAGUAGCCGGUCUUGUGCUUGUGACUUCGAAAAGUGAUGAUCAAGCAGAAUUCGAAAAUAACAGACCCUGAACAGACCCGGCAAUUUUGAAUAUUUGAAAUGAUCAAAUUGAACAUCGGGAUUUUUGUGUUGAUGCUAUUGUUGCUAUUACUUGACAUCCCAUAUAACACUGCUUUGCCCCUACAGCAAUUACAUGUGCUUUUCAGACAUGGUGAAAGAUCACCCACAGAGACAUACCCAAAUGACCCAUAUAUUAAUCACACAUGGCCUGAUGGUUGGGGCUAUUUGACAAAUACAGGAAAGUUACAAAUGUACUCUCUGGGUAUGACCAUCAAAAAUCAAUACAAGCAUUUUAUUCAGGACACCUACUGGCCUAAAGAUAUCAAUAUCUCCAGCAGCUAUUCAGACAGGUGCAAGAUGAGUGGACAGCUAUUUUGUGCUGGAAUGUUCCCACCUACUGGGGAGCAAAUAUGGAAUGAUGAUUUACUUUGGCAGCCAAUUCCAAUAAAUUAUCUCCCCAGAAGUGAAGAUAUUACUAUUGCAAUGAAAGCAAAAUGUGGAAAGUAUGAUGAACAAUUGAAAGAAGCAAGAGUUUCACCAAAAAUUCUAGAACUAGAAGCAGCUCAUCAUGAUUUAUUUGAAUAUUUGACAAAGCAUACUGGUAAACAUAUAAGUAACAUAGAGGAUGUUGAAUUUUUAUUCAAUACCUUGGAAAUAGAAGGACUGAACAAUAUGACUUUGCCUGACUGGGUCAAUCAGUCCAUGCUGGCUACAAUGGAAAAAUUGGCAGCAAGAAAUUUGGCUUUGUAUUCUGAAACAGAAUACAUGAAGAGGAUGAAAGGGGGAGUUUUUGUGAAAACUGUAAUUUCUUCUAUGGAAAGAAUUUCAGAAGGUCAGAGUGAACCAUAUCUGAAUCUAUAUGCAGGUCAUGACAUAACUUUGGUUCAUGUUCUCAGAGCGUUAAAACUUACUGACACUAUAAAACCGGGAUUUGGAGCAUCCUUAAUCCUGGAGCUGUAUUCGGAUGGUGAAAUAAAGGUUAUUUAUCGAAAUUCGUGGGAUGGUAGCCCAGAGAAUAUGUCACUUCACCAUUGUUCUCCUCCAUGUCAAAUUAGUGCUUUUCGAAAAUCGCUAGAAUCGGUUCUACCACUGAACUGGGCAGAAGAAUGCAAUCUAGAAUAGUUGCUGGAUGAGAUUCUCCCUGAAGAGCUGAUUUGAUCGAUGUAUCACACUCGGGGUCAAGCGGGAAUGAUUACAGAGAUAUGGAAAAUUUUAUAAUAUACAGGGUGCUCAAUUUAAAAUUACAAAACCGGAGCCAUUUCCCGUGAAACUGGGAAUGACCGGGAAGUGAAAAAUAUACGAAAACUGUCCUCUUCAUAUACUAUUCAUUUUGAUACACCGAAUAUCCUAGAUGUAUCGGCUUGUCUAAUAGAUUAGUUGACACCCGGUAUUUCUGAUUUGUUUCCCUUUGUUCCCCAUCCUAACUGGCAAAUGUGUCCAUGGAAUGAUGUUACCUCAUGGCCUAUAAGUUAUUCACGGCGGAUUUACAGUGGUUAUGAAAUCUUGCAUAUCUCCGUUUAGAAUAAUUAUCUAGUACAGUUCGAGGGAACGUCAUAAAAUGUGAAUAAAUGUUUGAAAUUAUGCAUUUUUUAACUUCCCUUCAUAGGGUGUCCCAAUAUUAUCGUUUAUAUCCAAUGUUCACUUAUUUGAAAAUAUGAAAACAUGAAUCGGAAACUCCUUUUAUUGUCAUUCUAAUACACUUCACCAACCUUUGAGAACUACCCCCCAACUUUUUUCAUCAAAUUACAGAGACCGUAUGUACCAAUCUCGGAUCUCAUUCAGGAUAUCAAGUAAUAAUUUGGAAAACUUAGUUUUCAGAGUUUUGCUAUUACUUAACAUAAUAACUACUAUAUGAGUUCGAUAUGUCGCUUUACCCUGUAUUUAGGAUGAAAUGACAAUAAUGCAUUUUCAAUGAAAAAUUCCGAUGACGAAUAGUUUGAGAGAGCCCUGGAAGGCUGGUAAAAGUAGUCUUUCAAACCUAAUUAGAAGGCACACUAUUCUUCUCAAUUAAGCGAAAUGUCGCAGGCAAACGAUAACUUGAGACACAUCACUGUAUACAGGGUUCCCUAGAAUAUCUGGAAAGAUAAUGCAAAGAGUAUUCCAAAGGGCAUUAUUAGAAAGCCCUAUUCAUCGCACCCUUGAAACCUUGUUUAUUGUUUUAUUUCAUAAACCCAAAAUAUUACCCCAUACUUGAAAAUUAUAAAUACCUCCAUGUAUAUUAACUAAAUACUGUUUUCCUAACUCCAUAUUCAUUUUGUCAUGAAAAAAAUCAAAUAA
Phaedon cochleariae (mustard beetle) is the source of this 2515-nucleotide messenger RNA. The record is from the annotation of a GenBank genome assembly. NCBI's taxonomy places the organism in Eukaryota, Metazoa, Arthropoda, Insecta, Coleoptera, Chrysomelidae.